CAAUUCAUUUAAUAAUAUAAAUAUGAACUUAAGUGGUACAUCGGAUAUGGACACGGAGUCUGUAGAUGUUUUGCGUGAGCGUCUUAGCACCAUGAAACGUCUAAUGGCGGAACGCACAGCACAGCAAAAAAACAAUCCUGUAUCUACCGAGGAAAUAUUUACAGCAAAACGUCGUAAGACAGCUAACAUUAUUGAUGGAAAUUUUCUUAGCAUCGCCUUUGGGGGUGCUCUAUUAGUGAUUGUGACCGUAUCGGUUUACGCAUUCUAUAAUCUAUAUAAUGCCAUACUUAAGAAGUUCCCAUCACGCCAUGAGGAGUUGUAAUUUGUAAGCAGCGGUGCCAAAGCUUGAAUCUUAAAAGUGUAUUAACAAAUAUAGACUCAAUUUGAAUUGAACAAGUUAAACUCCAUCGUUUUUCUCUGCUGUUAUGCAUUUGAUUAAAUUAACUAUUUAUUGAAUUCAUUUCAUAAUUUAUUAUACAAUUACGGACACUAAUCAACUUUGUAUUCUUUAUGUAUGUUAUGUAUGUAUAUCUUUCACUUGUAAUUCAAGAGCAAUGAACUGAUGCAUAGACAGCAAAAAAACAAUAAAAGGUAUAAUAAAAUAAGCUUCAAAUAAAAGUUGAAUUAAAAAUAUAAAAUAAACAAAGCAUUAGCGAACACAGAGGCUGGCUCAUUGUAGUGAAGAAAAAGAAGAGAUGGUGAAUAGAAUACAACAAUAGAGAAUUCGAUUAGUUUGGUUUUUGCUUACACACUAUCUAUUAUUCGUACAAUUCCAAACA
Molecule: messenger RNA, 779 nt
Organism: Drosophila busckii
Lineage: Eukaryota; Metazoa; Arthropoda; Insecta; Diptera; Drosophilidae
Exons: 2
Coding region: 23-322 (99 amino acids)
Source: RefSeq, a predicted model, not a curated record